CAAAGGUACUCACAUCCAUGACCUCCUCACAAUUACACCUUUUUACAUUGCGCCAUCAACAUUGGUGCGACCCUUUAAGGAGCUUGGUCGAAUAUAUAUCCUCCAACAUGAAUCACAUGUAGCUAUUAGAAUGGAUAAUCAGAAGGGAACGAAUAUUGAUUUUGAGACAUUCACAUGGAAAAUUGAAGAUUUCUCUAAACAAAACACCAAGAAUCUACGAUCCAAGGCUUUCCGAAUCCAAGGUUACAAAUGGCGGAUUCUUUUGUAUCCAUUAAUGAAGAAUGUUGACCAUUUUUCAUUAUAUUUGAUGGUUGCGGAUGCUUUACCACCGUAUGGAUGGAACAGAAAUACGUAUUUCAAGUUAGCUUUAAUUAAUCAGUUGAAUGGCAAUAAGUCAAUUGUAAAGGAGACUCAGCAGAAGUUCAAAGGGGGUCAUCGUAGGUGGGGCUCGUUUUUUGUGAAUCUCAGUGAUUUCUAUGACUCAAAACAGGGCUAUCUUGUGAACAACACAUGCAUCAUUGAAGCUCAUGUUUGUAUCUCCCACCUCGACACCAUUCAACUUAACACCUUGAACAAAAUUACUCCAACCAAAGACUCUAUAUUAGAUGAUCAAGCUGCAAGUUCAAGACAUUCAGAAUCCACCCAGCAUGAUAAAGAAACAGGAACAGAAAUAUCAGAUGAGAGUGACACACUUAGUUCAGCGACCUUUGAUUCUGGUCUAACAGAAGGCAAAGUUCAAGUUUCAGAUUUGACACUGAGAGACCUUAUAGAUUUGGAGAAUUUAGGAACAGAAGAAGCAGCUUUUAUUCCACUGUUGGAAGAGGCAUGCAUAUGGCAUCCUUCCCUUAUAAGGAGCCAGAGAAAAAGUUCUAGAUGGUUUAAAUUAUGGGCAUUCACAACAUUGGGCCAAGUUCUGCAUUUUCUCAAGACAAGUAAGGUGAAAGAUAUGGAUGAAGAUGCCUGUAAUCACCUUCAAGUUUUAUGGGAAGAACUUGUUAAGCACUCUGGUUUUCAAUUGGCUUGGCUAGAGCCUUAUGUUCAAUCUGCAUUGGGCAUGAAAGUUCAUUUGAAAAGAACAACUGCAGUGAAUAAACUGAAGGAUUGUGUGGUUGCUUUGGAGAUUAAAAUGAAGAAGCUAAGGGGAGAAUUGGAUGCUGCAGAAGCUGAGUUUGAGGUGGCAAGGAGAGCCUUGGCUGAGGCAGGAAAAGAUUUCAUAGAGAUAGAUUUGAAUGCUGAAUUAGGUUAUGCCAUGUUUUAG
Molecule: messenger RNA, 1258 nt
Organism: Abrus precatorius (Indian licorice)
Lineage: Eukaryota; Viridiplantae; Streptophyta; Magnoliopsida; Fabales; Fabaceae
Product: MATH domain and coiled-coil domain-containing protein At3g58270-like
Exons: 4
Coding region: 131-1258 (375 amino acids)
Molecular function (GO): protein binding
Source: RefSeq, a predicted model, not a curated record